AUGGCUCAAACCAUCCCAAAAGGCAAUCACCUAGACCCCAAAAGUCCAGAUGACACAGCCCAGCCACCCUAUCGACAGAUCCGCGCCCAGUACGACGAAGACACCAUCACCGUCUACCAAGCCUACAAUGCCGAGAUCGCGUCCCAGGCCGUCGCGCACCAGCGUCUAAACGCCUCGCCGCUGUUCCGUCCCGUUCGCAUGACCUGGAUCAAGCCGAGCUGGUGCUGGAUGAUGUACCGGUCGGGGUACGCGUGCAAGGACGCAAAUCAGGAGCGUAUCCUGGCGAUCAAGAUGCGGCAUGCUGAUUUUGUGGGCUUGUUGGAGAGGGCUGUCCUCACCACGGAGACAACGGCGGCGACGGCGGCUGUGGGCGUGGGCGUGGGUGUGGGCGCGAAUUCUGCUGCAUGCAACGAAAAGCGCGAAGGAGUGGACGCCGCAGUCAAAGUACAGUGGGAUCCGGAGCGCUCGGUGAGGCUCGGUCGGCUGGAUCACCGCAGCAUUCAGAUUGGUAUUCGUGGCUCCCUGGCUGCUGAGUGGAUAGAGCGGUGGAUCGUAGGCAUCGAAGAUGUGACCGCGAGAGCGAUCUCAUUGAAGGCGGCUCUGGAUGCGAACCCGGACAUUUCUGAGCAAGAGCUCGUUGCGCGUGGUCUGGUGCCGGACGAGAGGGCGUUCCAUGUCUCAGAUAACUUACGCAAUGUACUUGGCAUGCACGUGAGUUAG
Pestalotiopsis fici W106-1 is the source of this 720-nucleotide messenger RNA. RefSeq lists its product as uncharacterized. The record is from RefSeq and is a predicted model, not a curated record. Bases 1 to 720 code for a protein of 239 amino acids. The transcript has a single exon. Lineage: Eukaryota; Fungi; Ascomycota; Sordariomycetes; Amphisphaeriales; Sporocadaceae.